AUGUCAUCGAAAUAUUCAGAGCCAGUGCUCGGCAACUCUCCCCUAGAGUAUCAAACUAUUGAGCUCCAAUACACCCAAUGGCUGCUGACAGCCCUCGGGGUCUGGUCAAUGGUCUCAAACAACGUCAGCCGAAAAUCAAGAGUCUCAUCAUUACCAUCUGUCUGUGUAAUUCUAUUCGCAAUAGCUUUUACUAUAGUUCCAUGCCUCAUGUUCGUAACCAUCAGAAUGAAGAAUUUACGGAGUCGAUUGGUAUUCUUCGGUCCUUUGGGAUUCCGUAUAACGAAUCUUUUGAAGUAUCUCUUUAUAAUAUACCGUGCUGAUAUCUUAAAAGUUUGUGUGAAUCACAUAGAGGCGGACUGGGCGGAGGCAGCCACAAAGGAGGAUCAACUUGUCAUGUUGAAAAGUGCAGAAUUGGGAAGAAAAUUGACCCGAAUGUGUGCCCUUUUUAUGUACAGCAGUGGAAUAUUCUUCCACGCAAUGACAUUCUUGCGACCGAGACAAGUCGAUGCCUUCAACGUAACUAUCAGACCGCACAUCCUACCAGGAUAUGAUUUCUUUGUCAAUCCUCAAUUGACUCCAACCUAUGAGAUCAUAUUCGGGAUAAACUGCCUGUGUGGUGCAGCUAUUUACACGAUUGUCGUUGCAACGUGCAAUCUUGCCGCAGUUUUCGUGGGUCAUGUUCGUGGACAAGUCCAAGUCAUCAGGUUAAAUCUCCUCAGACUUGAGGAGUAUGAUCACCGCUAUGAGAAUAACAAAGACAUCAGCAAAGGUAUUGCGUUCGUAAUAAGAUGCCAUGUGAACAUAUUGAGAUUUGUGGGGAAUAUUAGAGACGUACUCAGAGAAAUUUGUCUGGUAGAAGUUGUUCAUUCCACGGCUGUUAUAUGUUGGCUUGAAUUUUUCUGUUUAACGGGCUGGAAGAACAGUGAAGUUAUAUUCAUAAUAACAUACUUUCUGCUGCUUGUAUCGUUGACGUUUAAUAUAUUCAUGUUUUGCCUGAUCGGGGAGAUAUUGGACAAUGAGGUAUGCCACGUAUGA
Messenger RNA from Fopius arisanus, 1035 nucleotides. NCBI's taxonomy places the organism in Eukaryota, Metazoa, Arthropoda, Insecta, Hymenoptera, Braconidae. The record is from RefSeq and is a predicted model, not a curated record.